AUGGCUCUCCGAGGGCAGAGGAUAGCAGUCAUUGGGGGUGGCAUUGGAGGAAUGGCUUUCAUGAACUCGGCUUUGUAUGCUGGCUUGGAAAAUAUGCACCUCUACGAGGCCGCCCCUGAGUUUACCGAAGUUGGAGCUGGUGUCAACAUCACUCGCAACGCUAAUCGUGUACUUGAUGCAUUUGGAUUGAAGGAUGACAUGCUCUGGAGCUCCUCUCGCAACCCGCCAAGUUACAUGGAGUACAGACAUUACCGAACUGAAGAAUACCUGGGACAGAUCGAAGAAUUUGGUGAGCCUCGAUCGCGGCAAAUUCAUCGUGCGCAUUUGGUAGAGGUCCUGAAGAAGAAGGUUCCGGAUUCCAAGAUAAGUAAAGGGAAGCGGCUGGUAGCCGUCGAACGCGACGAGACAGACGACUGCUACACGAUAAAAUUCCAAGAUGGAACGGAAUCCAAAGCAGACAUAGUUGUUGGUUGCGACGGAAUCAAAUCCAGAGUGCGGCAGCAUCUCGGUUUCACCGACGAGCCCAUUUACUCCGGCCAAAUGGUGUAUCGUGGCUACGUGGCCUACGAUGACUUGACUCAGGAAACCGCUGAACUUCUACGGAAAACGGUCAACUUCCGAGGGCCGCAGCGGCAUGUUCUUACCCUUCCUAUUGGAAAUGAAGAGUCAAAAACGGACCGAGUUGGCAUAAUCGGAUUCAUGACCGAGCCCCUUGAAGGAUGGACAUCCGAGAGCUGGCUGGCGAAGGCGCCUGUUGAUGAUCUUUACGAGCACGUCAAGGACUGGAGCCCUGCAGUCCAAGAGAUCAUACAUGGUCUGCGGAAAGGAGCAGAGGACGGCAAGAUCUUGAAACAAACUUUGUAUGUUCGAGACCCAACGCCCAAGUGGUACUCCGCCCAGAGCUGGCAGAAAUCUGGAAUCAUAUUGAUUGGCGACUCUGUUCACUCGACUCUUCCACAUCAAGGUCAAGGAGCUUGCAUGGCAAUCGAGUCUGGAUUUGCACUGGCACAAGUCUUGAGUAAUUGGCAAUCGGCAGACACCGAAGGUGCAUUUCAAUUUUUCCAAGAUCUCAGAAAGCCGCGAACGGAUAAAAUCACGAAGACUAGCUACGAGACUGGAAAGCUAGCGAGUGCAGAUAUUCCGGAGGAGCUUUGGAGCCAGACGUUUUCGCCAGGCGCUGUAGCAGAACGUAUGCGAUGGGUGAUGGAGUACGACCUUCUCGCAGAGCUUUCGAACAGGUUGAGCGCCGUCGAUGCGUCGGAUGAAUCGAAGACCUCCACGGCAAGUUCCAUUCCACAAGUAGCAAGAGUGGUAUAGCAACGCGAUAUCGCACCACUAGGAUAUUAUUAGUCUGUUACCC
Mytilinidion resinicola is the source of this 1360-nucleotide messenger RNA. Its product is annotated as putative monooxygenase. The coding region runs from base 1 to 1317 and encodes 438 amino acids. The record is from RefSeq and is a predicted model, not a curated record. Gene Ontology annotation, biological process: secondary metabolite biosynthetic process. The transcript is spliced from 3 exons. Lineage: Eukaryota; Fungi; Ascomycota; Dothideomycetes; Mytilinidiales; Mytilinidiaceae. Gene Ontology annotation, molecular function: FAD binding.